Molecule: messenger RNA, 4058 nt
Organism: Lingula anatina
Lineage: Eukaryota; Metazoa; Brachiopoda; Lingulata; Lingulida; Lingulidae
Product: nuclear pore complex protein Nup133
Biological process (GO): transcription-dependent tethering of RNA polymerase II gene DNA at nuclear periphery; protein import into nucleus; poly(A)+ mRNA export from nucleus
Cellular component (GO): nuclear pore outer ring
Molecular function (GO): protein binding; structural constituent of nuclear pore
Source: RefSeq, a predicted model, not a curated record
AAAUGAUAUGAUAUUGCAGAGCAAUUGUCUUGACAUAAAUUAGCUUAAUUAAAUUCCAAUAAUACUGCAGUUUUUAAGUUGAUCUAAGCGACUGGUUCAGCGCAUGUGCACCGGCUCGCGCCGUGCCGCGAAAGGAAAGUCCUUUAUGAUGUACACUCCACAAGCAGGAGGAAAGGGAACUCCAUUCUCCCCCUUUGGUGGUGGAAGAAGCUCUAAAUCAGCAACACAAGGGAGGCGCAGUGUCAGUUUAUUCACCCCACAAAGAAAAACGCCUUAUAGCACCAGGUAUGGAUCCAGUCGUAAACUGCAGACCUCCCAAGUGGUGGAAGAAACGGCACAACACUGCGUGGAGAGUUACGGCACUUCACUUCCAGUGCUGGUCACAGAGACCCUGACCCUCGCAGACCGUUCAGCGGAUAUUUCUGUGAAGAUAGAGCCGUCAGGAUGGACAUGGCUUGUCCAUGGAAGAAGGUUGUUUGUCUGGAGAUUUAAGGGCACAAGUGUUGGAAAGAGUUCACAGUGUAAAGAACUCACCUUACCUCCCAGUGAUCUGGUCCAUAAAGCAGACCGAGUGUGUAUAAUUCCCACAGGAGAUCAGCUAGCUGCCUGUAUAGCAGUGUCGGCAGAGGGGGUGGUGAGGUUCUGGCAAAACAUCGCACAUGAGGGUUCUUUUAUAGAGACAAGUGCUGAUUUGAAGGGAGAGGUGACUGGAGUGCUGAUAGAUAUGAUGCCCCAUGGCUGUCUGCUAGCCAGUACUACAAGCACAGUGAUGCUUCUACGCCCAGGACAUCAUUCAGUGAGCAAGGUGCCACUGAAGAGCACGGAGGGCAUGUUAGCUGGAUUUGGAAGAAGGAUGUCAUCCUUCAUUUUUGGUUCUGUAACUGCACAAGCCCUGGGAGCUCCACUGAAAAAACUUCUUCUUGGAGAAGAAAUGGGCCCUUCCUCCUUAUCUUUUUACCUGCUGUCAGAAGCACACCUACAGAAGUGGAUGUUGAGUGACCCAGGACAAAACAAACUCUUGUAUCAGUGUGAAGUGGAAAAACUGGUCACUGAAUGUCUUGCAGAAACAAUCUGGGGCCAAGAUGCCACACAGCUUCCCCAAUUACAGACAUGGGUUCUAGAUAUACAGCUGUCAAAAGAUGGUAUUUUGCUGUUGAGUGCAGGAGUGAACCUGGAUGUAUCUCCUCAAGUACACUAUGCUCUAGGUAAGUGUAUUCCUCAAAUACACUAUGCUCUAGAUAAGUGUAUUCCUCAAGUACACUAUGCUCUAGGUAAGUGUAUUCCUCAAAUACACUAUGCUCUAGGUAAGUGUAUUCCUCAAAUACACUAUAUAUAUCAGGAAGAUAAUGAAGCUGAAUUGUUAAGUUACAAGUUGUUAUUACCAGACCCCUGUGGAGCUGUGGCAUUUCUCCACAAUACCACCUCUGUCUACAUUGUCUCAGUAACGAGCUCUAGUCAGGCUUUUGACAAAGUGGAAUUCCAAGGACCAGGAGAACGAUUUCUCGGAGCAGGUAGAUGUGAUAAUCAAGGAAUCUUCUUCUCCAAUAACCAUGGUCUUAUAUCUAUCCAGCAUACCCCUGGGACUGCCCCCGUGGACACCAGUGCCAUGGAUGAUUCUGUUGCCAUGGAUACAUAUUCCAGACCCGAGUCUGUGAUGGGAACAUCAGACCAGGUGGUUGCUGAACUUAGCAUGAGUGAAGACCAACAGACACGGCUGAAGGCAGCUUUCCUACAUCUGUGUAGAGGAAACCAGGCAGAAGCCCAGUCCAUAGUGGAUGAUCUUUUUCCUCCCAAAACAACCAGAUCUUUAGAACCUGGCUCUCAGUUGGAUGCCAUGGUGGCCACCCUCAGCAGGGACCUCAUUGAUGACUUUCCUGCCUCAGAUCCCCGCUGGGCUGAAGCUAUGCCACAAGGUAAGGUAUCUAGAAUCCAGGAAAUUGUGGAGGUUUUCCUGGAACACGAAGAGGAGCUGCUCACCUCUGAUACCAGUCCAAAAGAGAUGGUGUCCGUUAUCUUAGCUGUCAAUGCAAUAAUAGAGGGUAUGUUACAUGAAGCCUGGCAGUACAGAGUGUCUAAAGUAGCUGUGUUCCAGGCCCCAAAUCCACACAUACGCGAUCCUGAGUACCUGCCGUGGACCGCCUCCUCUGGUAUGAAGGGAGUCAGGAAUUUGGUGACAAAACAGCACCAGUUGACGGUGGAACAUGCUGUAAGUGAAUCCCAAGACGUCCAGACACGUGGCGCCCUCCUGCAGCAGCUGGUGAACAUCACUGAUGUGUUGCUGGAUGGAUAUCGCUGCCAGCUGGACUCUCUACGAAUGCUGCCAGGGGACACAGAACACAUGCUAGAGGUCCAGCAAUCCUAUACCCAGGCCAGACACAACCUUAUCAUGCCAUUUGUAAAGUUGGAGCAGUAUGACAGAGCUGCAGCUUUGGCUGAGAAGUAUUUGGACUUUGGUAUUUUGGUCAAGAUAUGUGAGGAGAGCAACAACCAGGAGCGUCUGCAGCGAUAUAUGACACAGUAUGGAAAUCAGGGUUUCUCAGACUUUGUCUUCAAGUGGUACAUGGAAGAAGGCAAGAGGGGCAAACUGUUGACCCAGCCCCUGGUCCACAAUGCUGCACUAGGACGGUUUUUACAAGCAGAAAAUACCAAGUUUCUCAGCUGGCUUCACGAGAUUAACACAGGAGAGUUUAUGCAGGUACUACCUCUGGUAUUUAAGAUUAACACAGGAGAGUUUAUGCAGCUACUGCCUCUGGUAUAUAAGAUUUACACAGGAGAGUUUAUGCAGGUACUACCUCUGGUAUAUAAGAUUAACACAGGAGAGUUUAUGCAGCUACUGCCUCUGGUAUAUAAGAUUAACACAGGAGAGUUUAUGCAGGUACUACCUCUGGUAUAUAAGAUUAACACAGGAGAGUUUAUGCAGGCACAUAAGAAUCUAAAGGAGCUGGCUCUUGAUGAAACUGAGUAUCUGUCAAAGAAAAAGACCUUACUGAGCUUGAGCAAGCUGUCUGCAUUGGCUGCCGAUGAACCUGUGGAUAAAAUACAGGAUGCUAUGGAAGAUUUGAAUGAAGAAUUAAAUCUCUUAUUGCACCAGGAAACACUUCCUCAGGAUAUUAUAGAGCAUCUUGGUUUAGAUCCUGAUAACAUGCAGGUUUUUAGCCCCAAACAAUUAAUAGAGCUGUAUGUCAGUGAUGUGAAUGAGAAAGCCAAUGAGUUUGACUUCAAGAAGGCUUUGGAUCUGCUCAGUUAUAUUGAUAAAGAUGCCCCAGACGUAGACAGUGAAGCCUUAAAACUACACAUCUGGUGUAAAGCCAUAGGGAGAGACAACUGGGUGGACAUUCAGACAGACAACCCCCUGGAAAACAGCCGAGAAACCAUAUUUUUCAAAACAGUGGAACUCAUCUACACUGAAGGUUCAGAUGUAAUGGACUACCUACCAGAUGUGGAAAGUUUACUGACAGCAGAUGAACUGUCUGACCUGAGGAAUAACAACAACUUCCAGUAUUUGGUGCGUGCAGGCUAUGAGCACAUGCAAACUGCAAUGACGUGAGGGGCCCCCCAGUAUUCAUUUGAAGAUUCUCAAGAUGGUCUGAUAUUUGUCUCAGCAGGAAAGGAUUUUGUUGGGCAUCAUGUUAUAGCAGACUUGACAGCACCAGAUGAAGGAACAGUAGUUGGGGAUUCAGCAGAAAACAUUACUGAGAAAACUGACAUUUUCUCUUGUAUUUGCAGAGAAGCAUCAGUUUCUAUACAACCAGGCAUGAUGGGGGAGCACUUUGAUACCAAAUAUCAAUUUGGUGCAACAAUUUCUUAACAGUAAUUGUGGAAGGAGAGACUUGACCUUUGACCUCCUCUACAGACUCAUAACAGCAGAAAAUUUUAUAGGGCCAGAAGGAAAUUAAAAAUUUCAUUUCAUGAAAUAUGCUCUGGAACGGUACUUGAAAGACUGUCUAAGAAGAAAUUGACACAAGUGAAACAUUUUCCACAAGACCUAAACAAGCAAAAAUGGAUUUAUUAGUUCUUUUCAAGAAAGUGUAAAUAAAAUAAAAUACUUCAUGCAUUCA